AUCUUAAAAGUUAACGAUGAUCCAUGCCGUCCUGAUAUUCAACACGUCCGGUGUACCUAGGCUGUCCAAGUUCUACACACCCCUUCACCAGUCCUCGAAGACCGUCAUCCAAAAGAUAUUCCAGCUCAUAUGUUCCCGGCCGCCUGGCCUAUGCAACUUUCUCGAUGCUCCCGAGCUCGAGGCAUUUCUGGGUCCAAAAGACGGCCAGGACGAGCGCUGGCGGGUGGUGUACCGGAAUUACGCGACACUAUACUUUGUGUUCGUCGUCGACGGCGCAGAGAGUGAGCUGGGAAUAUUGGAUUUGAUACAGGUAUUCGUGGAAUCCCUUGACCGAACAUUUGAGAACGUGUGCGAGCUGGACCUUGUGUUCCACUUUGAUGAGGCGCACCAUAUUCUCGCAGAGAUCAUCCAGGGUGGUGUGGUACUCGAGACGAACGUUGAUGAAAUUGACCGUGCUGUGCAAAAUAUGACGAAAGCGCGUAAGGAUUCGUUUGUGUCUGCGAAUCCUCUUUCUCUUGGCGUAGGCUCCAUUGGCUCGCGAGGGAAAACACCUCUGGAUUGGAUUGGUAGGCUGACUGGAACGGGCGUCCGAUGA
This is a messenger RNA of Guyanagaster necrorhizus, 595 nucleotides long. RefSeq names its product Adaptor protein complex sigma subunit. Gene Ontology annotation, cellular component: membrane coat. Lineage: Eukaryota; Fungi; Basidiomycota; Agaricomycetes; Agaricales; Physalacriaceae. The transcript is spliced from 5 exons. The record is from RefSeq and is a predicted model, not a curated record. Bases 17 to 595 code for a protein of 192 amino acids. Gene Ontology annotation, biological process: vesicle-mediated transport; intracellular protein transport.